GGAGGGCGAAGCUGUGAUGCAACACUGCAGUAAAAGGAAGCGCGCGUCCGCGGUGCAGGUUGUGAUGUCCGCCAACACCCCACAGCAGGUGCAGGAUGAAGGAGAAGGAAGACACAUGAGAUACGAAUGAGGGACUGCAGGAUGUCUUUUAAGAAGGACACGCCGCUGUCCAACGCUGUGUUCUGGGCGGCCCACCGGGGGAACCUGGCCCUGCUCCAGCUGCUGCUCAACAGUGGACGUGUGGACGCAGACUGCAAAGACAAAUGUGGAACCACGGCGCUGAUGGUGGCGUCCUACAGCGGCCACAGAGAGUGUGUGAAAGGACUCAUCAUGCAAGGAGCUGACAUCAACUACCAGAGAGAAACAGGUUCCACCGCUCUGUUCUUCGCCUCCCAGCAGGGUCACGAGGACGUGGUCAAGCUCCUCUUUGAGUUCGGGGCCUCCACUGAAUUCCGGACAAAGGAAGGGGGCACCGCUCUGACCGCCGCCUCUCAGCACGGCCACGCCAAAGUGGUGGAGACGCUGCUGAAGAACGGCGCCAACGUUCACGACGAGCUGAACGACGGCGCCACUCCUCUCUUCCUCGCCGCCCAAGGGGGUCACGUGACGGUCAUCCGCCACCUGCUGGCAUCAGGUGCCAAGACAAACCAUCCGAGAGAAGACGGCACCGCCCCCUUGUGGAUGGCAGCCCAGAUGGGACACAGCGACGCGGCGAGGGUGCUCCUCUUGCGGGGUGCAGACAGGGACGCCUACAGAGAAGACGGCUCCACGGCGUUAUUUAAAGCGGCUCUGAAAGGACACACCGGCGUCAUCGAGGAGCUUCUCAAGUUUUCUCCAUCCCUCGGCCUCCUCAAGAAUGGCUCCACAGCUCUCCAUGCCGCUGCCCUGGGCGGGAAUCUCCAAAGCGUCCAGCUUCUGCUCCGCGCCAACGCCGACCCCACGCUCGCUAACAAGAAUAACCAACUCCCGGCCGACGUGGCCCAGAGCCAGCGUGUCCUGAGAGUUCUGCGCAAACCGAAAACCUUAAAGGUGACGACGGAUGACAACCGUGGCUCCUGCCUGCACGUCUGCCUGCACUGAAACACUCAUUUCAAUGGUGUGUCCUUUUCAUUCAUGCCCAGCUGUUAGUGCGUGGUCAUUCAUACGCAGACUGCAGAUGAGUUUUUGAUUUCAGCUUAAUAAAGACGACAUAUCCAAUGACGAAAAAACAGGUUACACAGAUGGUUGAAACCAACAAGAGAGUCUUGUUCCACAGAAAUGACACCGCAUUCCCACCUUUCGGGAUGUUUACAAAGCAAACAAAUUCAGAUUGUGUAGUCUUUAUUUGAAGGGACAAUGCACAGAAAAAUUAAGAUCAAAUACAGAUAUGUUCUCUACCCGAUUAUUACUAAAUACCCAAUUUCCAUCCGCAGACCCUUGCUACCUAAAUUAAAGGCAUACAAAAAUCAUGCAAUAAAAUUAUGACAGUAAAAUCAUACCAUAGCAAGUAAUCAAAUUAAGAAAAGUCAUAAAAUGCCCUUUCAUGGACACAUACUUAAUAUACAAUACAACCACACCUCAUUUACAUCAUCACACAACCACUGUUUUUUACAGAAAAAAACUGGCAGCUUAGUUGCCAGUAAAAUAUUU
Molecule: messenger RNA, 1629 nt
Organism: Nerophis ophidion (straightnose pipefish)
Lineage: Eukaryota; Metazoa; Chordata; Actinopteri; Syngnathiformes; Syngnathidae
Gene: ankrd29
Product: ankyrin repeat domain 29
Exons: 10
Coding region: 127-1080 (317 amino acids)
Biological process (GO): neuronal action potential; negative regulation of delayed rectifier potassium channel activity
Cellular component (GO): synapse; axon initial segment; membrane
Molecular function (GO): transmembrane transporter binding
Source: RefSeq, a predicted model, not a curated record